Periconia digitata is the source of this 4581-nucleotide messenger RNA. The record is from the annotation of a GenBank genome assembly. Lineage: Eukaryota; Fungi; Ascomycota; Dothideomycetes; Pleosporales; Periconiaceae.
UCUACCAAAAUCUCAUCCUGCCGCUGCAUUCACUGUCCCCUGCUCGAGUGCCGAAUCUUCAUUCCGUCAGUCGGCCCACCCGUCAUGGCUGUUGACGCUGCCGUUAAUGUGACAAAUGCCGUGACCACCGCCACACAAUCACCCCUCGCAGCUACAGACAAUGCAUCUUCAUCCACCUUUGGCCUUAUGGGCCGCGUGAUUCUCGCCUCUUUGCGUGUUCUACCCGGCACACUGAUCUGGAUCAUCACAUUCACCACCAUCACCCUCCCCACAUGGCUCUUUACCCUCUUUUCCAUGAGUCUGACCUUCACCAUGAAUUUCACUACCUUGAUGUUGAUCCUGGUUUUACUCGUCUCCACAGUCAGCUACUUGGUCCGCUAUCGCUUUAUGAAUCUCUACACUAGAUUACCCCCGGAGCCACAACGCGAUGAACCUCAGAUCGAGGUUUUCCCGGAUUCUCAGGAGGGGGAUUCCAAGCGCGGCCUCGCCAACUACUUCGAUGAGUUCCUUAGUGCCAUCAAGGUCUUUGGCUACUUGGAGCGCCCCGUGUUCCACGAGCUCACUCGCACCAUGCAAACCCGAAAGCUAAUUGCCGGCGAGACUAUCUUGCUCGAGGAAGAGAACGGGUUCUGUCUGGUGGUUGAUGGUCUGGUUCAGAUCUUCGUCAAAUCCAAUCGGGAAACCUCUGAAUCCGAUGACGAAACCAUAUCCACUGAGCAAUCCGGUGAUCAUCCAGGCCGAGGAGGUCACAGUCAGGGCUAUCAGCUUCUCACUGAGGUCAAGAAUGGGGCUCCCAUGUCCUCGCUCUUUUCCAUCCUCUCGCUCUUCACUGAAGACGUCAAACUUCGUCACGAAGGGGAUGACGAUGCCGAUCCAGACUCGGGUAUACCUGAGUCACGCCCAUCCAUGUCCAGGAACAGCAGUUUCGCCAUGAACAACUCACGCCCACAAACCCCCGAUGCUCGAACUUACAGACAUGGGAGAACUUCCAGCUUGGCAAGUCCUACAGCUGGAGGACGUCUACCUAGUGUUCCGCCUCUUACGUUGGAUCUAAACGACCCCAAUGAUCCGGCUCGACGGUCUCAUAAUGAUCUGCGAAGAACUGAAUCCAGGACAAAGCCCAAAUCUGCUCACCCAGAUAUUGUGGCGAGGGCCAAAGUCGACACCACCAUCGCCAUUAUACCAGCAACCGCCUUUCGACGUUUAACUCGCAUAUAUCCCAGGGCAACUGCCCACAUUGUUCAAGUCAUUCUAACUCGUUUGCAACGUGUCACGCUAGCGACGGGUCAUGCAUAUCUGGGCCUGACGAGCGAGGUUCUGCGGACCGAAAAACUCAUGAACUCAUUUACAACAUACGAUCUGCCCGGUUUCCUACGCGAUUCUCCUCUUCAGAGACUCAAGGACAAGUUCAUCAAAGAGACCGAGCGCAUCGGCCCCGAAGAGGGAAUGAAGGGCAUCGCUCUACACAACCCAGGUGCCGGACGUCGACGGAAUCCUAGCAUCUCCCUCAGAAAAGGAGCUGCUGCGCACGCGCGUCUCGCAUCCGCUCGCGGACCAUCCGAUCCACAAACUCCGCAGAGUGACAGAUUUCCAUUACCUACGACGCCUGAGGCUAGCAAUGAUAGAAUCAGUGCUGGCGAUCUGUUGACCAACACACAGAUGCUUCGUGGAGGGGGCCGACAAGGGCGAUACAGCUUUUCGCAACCAGUUCAUCAAGAAAACCGCCGCGAUGCCCGCACUCCAUUGGACGCUAGUAGUUUCAACCCUUUUGCAUCGCCGCUAAUACGACCAGCAGCAUUGCAAAGAAAAGAGUCAGUAGAUGAGGCUGCCAUUUUCCGAGAAUCCGUGCUCGACUGCAUGUUCAAGGCCAUUGGUCUAACAGAUCUGGAAAAUCCAUUGCCGAAACCACAAUCGGUUGAACAAUCCCCUCGUUUGGUCUCUUUCGAUGCGAAGCGACAGAAAGCCAUCUUUAGUAAUGCAUUUGGCUUCAUGGAUCCGUACGAAGCGUCUCGAGAUGGGGAUACUGAAUCGGUCAUCUCGGCUUCCGCACAGUCCGCACUGAGUAUUGGCCACCAGAACAUUGUAGAGGACUGUGUCAAUGAUGUUGAAAUUGUUUUCUUUCCCAAAGGUGCAGUUCUUGUGGAACAAGGUGAACGUAAUCCAGGCCUUUACUAUGUCAUUGACGGAUUUCUCGAUGUCGGCGUGCCGACAGAAGAGGAUGACGCGGAGCACAACAUUCUCGGCACGGCUCCCACGUCGUCUACAGAGACCACCGAGGCUGAACUAUUUGGUGGCUCCAUGCCAAAGCGUACACCAUUGCAGAACAGCUCAUUCUUGAAUGAUGCCGCGAAGAAAAGACGGGCUAGAAAAAGUUUGUUCCUGACCAAACCUGGAGGUCUUGCUGGCUAUCUAGGCACCGUGUCAUCGUAUCGCUCUUUUGUGGAUGUAACGGCGAAGACUGAUGUUUAUGUCGGAUUCUUGCCUAGAGCCUCAAUAGAACGGAUAGUAGACAGAUAUCCGGUUGUUUUGCUGACUAUGGCCAAACGCCUGACUACCUUGCUCCCGCGUUUGAUCUUGCAUAUCGACUUCGCCUUGGAAUGGGUGCAAGUCAAUUCGGGACAGGUAAUCUACAACCAAGGAGAUGAGAGCGAUGCCAUCUAUAUAGUUCUUAACGGACGCCUACGAGCGAUCAAAGACGGCGCGGAUAACGCCAUGAAGGUCAUUGGCGAAUAUGGUCAAGGAGAUAGUGUUGGGGAACUCGAAGUGCUUACGGAGUCGACGCGCCCAGGCUCUCUGCACGCUAUUCGUGAUACAGAAGUGGCCAAAUUCCCCAAAACAUUGUUCAACAGCCUCGCUCUCGAGCAUCCCGGCAUCACAAUCAAGAUUUCAAAGAUCAUCGCCUCGCGUAUGAGAGCACUCGUCGACGACCCCCUCCACGAACAAGGCAAAGAAGUACGGUCUAAAGCUACAUCAACCGUUAAUCUCCGCACCGUUACCAUUCUCCCCGUCACUGCUGGAGUUCCCGUUUCAGAAUUCGCUAGUCGCCUUACGAACGCCUUGACUCAGAUUGGCACACCCAACGGCGUGGUUUCUCUCAACCAAGCGGCCAUCCUCAAUCACUUGGGCCGACAUGCCUUCAAUAGGAUGGGAAAGCUGAAGCUGUCCCAGUACCUUGCUGAUCUCGAAGAAAAAUAUGGCCUCGUGCUGUACGUUGCAGACACGCCUGUUAAAUCGCCGUGGACACAGACAUGUAUCAGCCAAGGUGACUGCAUUCUGCUUGUUGGUCUAGCAGAGGGCUCGCCAAGCAUUGGGGAGUAUGAGCGGUUUCUGUUAACGACCAAGACCACAGCCCGUAAAGAGUUGGUGCUUCUGCAUCCAGAGAGAUAUUGUGCGCCAGGUCUCACGCGUAAAUGGCUGCGCAAUCGUUCGUGGGUCAAUGGCAGCCACCACCACAUACAGAUGCCAUUCCGGACUACAGUUGAGCCCGUUCACCCAGUUGGCCGUCGCUUUGGCACUGCGAUCAAGCAAAGGGUCCAAGUGCUGCAAGCCGAAAUCCAAAAGUAUACCUCACGUCGUGUCCGACAAACUCCAUUGUACUCGGCAGAAACCCCGUUUAAGGGCGACUUUCAUAGACUUGCGAGGCGACUGUGUGGGAAGUCUGUAGGACUGGUAUUGGGAGGUGGCGGUGCGCGAGGCAUAUCACAGGUGGGCAUCAUCCGUGCGCUCGAGGAAGCCGGAAUACCAAUCGAUAUUGUCGGCGGCACAUCGAUCGGCUCUUUCAUCGGCGCGCUUUAUGCUUGGGAUGCUGAUGUGGUGCCCAUGUAUGGGCGAGCCAAGAAGUUUUCGAGCCGAAUGGGUAGCAUCUGGAGGUUUGCUCUUGACCUCACAUACCCUUCUGCAUCGUACACGACUGGUCACGAAUUCAAUCGCAAUAUCUUCAAAACCUUUGGAAAUUCCCAGAUCGAAGACUUCUGGCUAGAAUACUACUGCAACACGACCAACCUCAGCAAAUCCCGCACAGACUUCCACACCUCCGGCUACGUCUGGCGCUACGUCCGCGCCUCCAUGUCCCUCGCCGGCCUCAUUCCCCCGCUUUGCGACAACGGCAACAUGCUCCUUGACGGUGGCUACGUCGACAAUCUCACAGUCACACACAUGAAAUCCCUCGGCGCAGACGUAAUCUUCGCCAUCGACGUCGGCAGCGUAGACGACGACAGCCCCCAAUCCUUCGGCGACUCCCUCUCGGGCUUCUGGGCCAUCUUCAACCGCUGGAAUCCUUUCUCCACGUACCCUAAUCCCCCAACGCUCUCGGACAUCCAAUCCCGUCUCGCAUACGUGUCUAGUUAUGACGCGCUCGAGCGCGCGAAGAACACGCCAGGUUGCAGAUAUAUGCGCCCGCCGAUUGAUCAGUAUGGCACGCUCGAGUUUGCAAAGUUCGAUGAGAUUUACCAGGUUGGAUAUGUCUAUGGGAAGGAGUUCCUCGAGGGGCUCAAGGCUAAGGGCGUGUUGCCUGUUACCGAGGAGACGGAGAAGGAGAGGGAUCUGAGGAGGACUAUGGCGCCCAGACGGGCAAGUAUUUGA